GUUUUAUUUUGAAAUUUUAUAUAUUUUUUUUGUCGUUUUAAGUAAAAUUAAAAAAUAGCCAUGAUUUUGAAAAACACAUUUAAAAUAUUAAAUAACAAUGCCCGGAGGCUUGUUCAUUACGUGCAGGGGCAAACGACAGGAGAAAAAAACAAUAUUAGGGAAUACUUCUACUACAUUGACCAUCAAGGAAUGUUAUUUUUAGAUGACUCGAAGAUGAAAAACUUCACAUCUUGCUUCAAAGAUAAGGAGUUUCUUGAGUUCUUUUUCAAAAGGAUUCGUCCUAAUGUGACGGAAAGAUAUCUAGAUUUCCCUUACAUAUCUCUUUGCGGAAGGGAGAGGAAUUAUAUACGUGUUGACGAUACGCCACUCGUCUAUUCCCAGAUAUCGUCUAGAGAUGGCAAGGACGUCCUGCUCUACAAUCACGCUGGAGACAAGUUGUUCAACGAUUUCGUACCCCAGAAUCUUUUCAUGUCGCCCGCCACUGGCAGGAUUUACCAUCCUUGCCAGGAGAAGUAUGGCUCGGUUGGCCUAAUUAUAUCGAAAAUUGCAAUCGAACUUAGUAAAUUAUUCACUUUUGAAAACGGCGAGGACAAACCGCCGACAAAGUUUGAGUGGAAAGGUGCAAUUCAUGAAUUAGACUUCGAAUGGUAUUUUAAGUACAGGCCUCAGGAAAAAUAAUUAAUUAAAGGGAAAAAAUAUACAGAUACAUCUAGCCAUACAUUAGGUAUUGUACAAGUCAUUUUUAAAUCAAUAGUACCUAUAAAUCACAAUAUUCCAUCAUAAUGUCUAAAAUUAUUAAUCAGAUUAGAUUAUUAAUUAUCAGUUAAAAUUCAAAAGAAAAUUAAAUAUAUUGUAAUAAAAUUAUUAACUGUUUUCUAGACUAAAUUGUAUUGAAGGUGAGGGUUUAAUUUGUGCAAUUGAUAUUUUUUUACAGACAUUAAAAUAUCAAAUUUACUUCAGUAGUACAUGCUAAUACCAUGGAAAAUUUCAUAUUCCUAUGAAUGGCAGAGUCAUAUUGCUUUUAUCAUUGAUAGUUUAAGUAAAUUGACAAAUUUUUAUCAUCAAUGAUACAGUGAUAAAAUUACAAAUUUAUAAAAACCAAUUGUUUCAAGCUGUGGUUUAUCAGUUGACUUGUAUAACGUUUGGCUAAUAAAUUUUGUAUUUUGUGCAUAUUUCCAUGAAAAGGGAUCAAAUUUAUUAUUAAGUGUUAAAUUUUUAUGUUUAAAUAAAGUUAGAAUUUUAUUUGUAGAUAAGUUUUGUUUUAACUAUUUUAUGAUUGAUUCUCUCUGGAGAAUUGCUAAUGCAAAUUUAUGUAUAAUGUAAAAUAAAAGCAUUGUACAGAUAUAAAAUUUGUUUUAUUAAAUUUAUUUUUAUAAGAGCGAUAAAAUAAAGCUUGUUUGAACUGUAUUAACUUGAUUAAUCAUGUCUUAAGAUUAAAUAAAAAAACUAUUGUUUAUGAAUGAUAUACUUAAACCAAAGAUUUUAUGCUGAAAAUAUAUUAAUAUUCUAUAUAUGCUCUAACAUAUUUUCAUAUAAAAUGCAAACAACAUGCACUGUAGAAAUGCUUCAUUAUUGAAGUCAUCUUUUUAACUUAAAAAAAUAAAUGGAAUCUUAAAGAUAAUAUAAGAAUUGUUAAUUAAACUGCUUAUUAAAAAAUAAUAAAUUUCAACAGAAUUCUGAGGUUUAAAUUUUGUUAAUCCUCAACAGUAUGUAAACUAUUGAUAAAGCCAAAAGGAAAUGGAUAUUAGCCUUGAUAAUUGGAAAAUUUUAUAUCAACUGAUUCAUGUCCAUACUGAGGCGUUGUUGCAUAAGUCUGAUUUGCAUAGACUUAUUCCCUUAUGAAGAGCAAAAAUUAGCAUGUUAUAUUACAUAAUGAAUGAUAACAUAAUGAAAUGAUGUUAUAAUAGGAUGAAUAUUACAUAAUUAAUUAAUGGAAUAACAGUUGCAAUGUGAUUUUUUUUGUAACAUUAUUUUUGUAAAGAAACAGUGAAUCACAAUAGAGUAUUAGCCUUCUUUGAUACACUCCGGCUUUCUACGAAUUCUUGCUAGUCAGGAUAUAAUAAAAUUUUAUUUUGAUUUUUUUUAUUAUUAUGGUGUUUUUAUGUUAAAGUUUAAAAAUAAAUAAAUAAAUUGGACAGUGUAGGAAAAAUUGUAACCAAAUUUAAAGGUACAAAGAAAGAACAAUUUAGGCUGAAUUUUGUGUCAGUUGGUGUAUCCCAAGGCUAUAUUCUUGAGAUUUUACUCUUUUCCGUGUUUCUAAAUGAUUUUCCAUUUUCUUAAUUUCUCCCAAUUUCAUCUUUAUACUGACGACACAGCUUUACAUUCCAUGUGCUACAAGCAAUAUCUCUUUGCUCAACCUUGAUCUUCAUUCUCUCAACCAAUAGUUAAGAAAUAACGGUAUUAUUUUAAACCCUAAUAAAUCCCAAUCCUUAUUCAUUUCCAAUAAACCCAUUAAUACAGAUUGCCUGUUCCUUCCUCAUAUCAACAGCUAUUAAUUUUUGUCCUAAAGUUAAAAAUCUCGGUGUUAUUUUUAACUCCAAGCUUAUAUGGCAUGACCAUGUGAGCUCUAUUAUUAAAAAGGCCUACUCAGCUUCCAUUUUCUUUGAUUCCUCCCUAGCUUUUUCACUCUACAGAAAACUAGAGUUCGCCUUAUUAAAUCCCUAAUAAUUCCAUUAUUCUCUUACUGUAGAGCUAUUUUUUUUUCUUCACUUUCCUUAGACUCUCACUUUGAUCAUCGCCUUCAAAUUGCUUAUUAUUCCUGCAUUAGAUUCUGUUAUGAUUUUAAGUUAAGAGAUCAUACUUCUUCCUAUAUUAACGCCUUCAGCAGCCUUAACAUUUUAAGACUUUAUAAACUUAGAAUUUUAAUAUACAUAUUUAUAAUUAAAUCAAAUAAACGUCCUCAAUAUUGAUCAACUUUUUCCCUCGCAUUCAUUAUCCAAAUGCCCCAACCAUAUCUCAAGCCUUCAACAUUCCUAUAAACCUUUAGCCUUGUCCUUCAGAAUUGCCGAGUCAAAACUAUGGAAUUUGCUUCCCUGGGAAAUAUGUUCUGCUUCCUUGCCGGCUUUUUUUUUUAAGGUCGAUGGCAUCUGAGUUUUUAAAAACAACAUGAAUAAUGUCCUUUUCUUCCCUCCUACUGUUCUUUUGGCUGUUUCCUUUUUUUCUCUUUCUGCUUUUCUCUCAUAAUGUGGUUGCAUCACUACAUCACUUGAUAAAUAAUUAAUAUUUUAAAGAAUAUUGACAUGUAGAUUUUAU
Messenger RNA from Cimex lectularius (bed bug), 3252 nucleotides. RefSeq names its product UPF0598 protein CG30010. NCBI's taxonomy places the organism in Eukaryota, Metazoa, Arthropoda, Insecta, Hemiptera, Cimicidae. The record is from RefSeq and is a predicted model, not a curated record. The transcript has 3 exons. Bases 61 to 678 code for a protein of 205 amino acids.